AAAAAUUUAAGAAAACAUCUGGAGAGGAAACACACAAAAUCUAGGGACGACAUUACAGCAAGCCAUCACCUUUAUUCUGAUUGCAUAGACCGAGCUAACGGUGUCUAUGCAGUCCAGAAACAUUUUCUUUCUUCGAGUGUUCCGAUCCAUGUUCUGUACGAAAUCUGGGGAGCGGAGCAGAAUGUAAGAUGUGAGUUGCCAUCCUGUCAAGUGGAGAUGGACUUAGCCAGGAGGAGUGGACUAAGCCACUACAAAUGCCAUCACCUCAGGUCACUAGACUAUUGUGGGUCCUUUGCUGAUGAUCCUUCUCUUUCAGAAAGUACCCUGACAGAAAUGGUCAGGCUAAAAUGGUUUGGCAGUGAAAGAAAGAGAGAUUGCCUACAGAGACAAAGCUUGGCCACCCAAGACAACAAACCCUUGUCUGUAGAGACAAAGGCGACAAUGCCAUCUUUAAAGAGGUGCAUUUCAGUGUAUGAGCCACAUGCAUCAUAUCAUGCCCAACUUGGAAGAAUAAUGGUCACAUAUGAUGUAAAGCUGAACUCCUGGCAUUGUCCUUGUGCCAGGUCAAGAAGAUCCUGCCUCCAUAAAUAUAUUGCUAAAUGGCACCUGUUCCAGACUGAACAUCAGCUUUUCAGGACCGUUCAAAGCACAGAUCAGACCACUCCAGUUCAUGAAAGUGUAGAUGACACAGGCCUACUGUACCCCCCGACAAAAGAGCUGGAAUCUAUGAUUCGGUAUGUCAUGAACAACAAGACCAUCCCUGCAGCUCUUCCUGAGCACCUGUGUCUGCCUUCAUUUUCAAGCACAUACCCAACCAGCCUCAUUCCCGAUGAGAUGUUCUGCCACAGAUGUGCUGGAAAUGUACCUUUAUCAGACCCUCUGCUCAUCACAUCAAAGGCCAAAAUUCUUACAAAUACAAGAAUUAUCCAUGACGUUGCCACCUACUCAAAAUGUUGCCACCAGUGUGGAAUCCACUACAGGUAUCAAGAGUGGAAGGAUGGCCUGCAUAAUUUUAAUGACAGUGUCAUUCUUGACCUCCCUUUAUGCCUACAUCUUCGAAACAUGCUACAGGUCCACACUGCUGUCGGGAGAGUGGUUCAGUGUCUGGAGGUCACUAUAGGGGAACAGUUUCCUCCAGCCAAAACAGUGCUCCAUGCCUAUCUCCAUUUUGAGGCACUCACAGGUCACGAGUAUGAAUACUCUUGUGUGACAUGUGGGGAUCAUCCACCCAUUGUCAUCAUGGAUCUCCACAGAAAAGGAGCAUUUAACAUGUCAUUGAGUGACAUCAAACCACCACCAAAGGAUUUCAAUGGACACAUGGAUAUGGAUGACUUUUGGGAUAAACUGGCCCUGCAAAUGAUUGGUCGUGGCUUUGUAAAAAAACAGAGCGACAAUCCCUUCACUGUCCACCCCAAUUACCACUGUUGGGCACCAUGGAUUGGAAGAAAUACACGCAAGUCCAGUCAAUGCCUUAACACAGAGUUCCAAAAAAUCCACCAACCCAAAGAAGCUGAGCUUUGCGAAAUAACUGUCUCUGAAGAUAGACUUAAAAAUGAGCUUUAUAAGAAAAAGGUAUCUGUGAUAAGGAAACUGUGCAGGGAAUGUGGUAUUGAUGCCAUUGGCUCAAAAAGUGACCUCUUAGAGAGGCUUUCAUCUGAGAUGAAAUCUAGACAGACUUACGACAAAGUAUUCGAAAAGAUUUGGGGUGCCUCUGGAGGAUGGGCUGUGGUCAUGUGCCCUUGUGGAAUUGUGUAUAGCAUCAAAUGCUGUUUGCGCGCAGAGAGUCCGAGGGACUUUGCAGAUGUCCUCCUCUCAUGGAAACACAUACCCAACAUAGUCAUCUAUGAUUUCGCACGGGGACUGGCCACACACACCAAUCUUCGCUGUCCUGAGACGUUAAUCUUCACGCCACAUGAAGGUCGUCUAGCUGACCCAACAGAUGGCAACAUAAAGAUGGCAAAGGAAGGAAAGCUGAAGAUCUCCUUGCCAUGGCUUAGUAUAAAAAAACAAGUCCCAGACAGCCAUGGCCACCCAAUUACAGGCUCAGCAGAGCACUAUGUCCUUAAUGACAAAUUUCAUGAAGACAAUUCAAAAGACGAACGGGAUGCUCUCCGGAAGAUUGGUCUUGUAGCCCAACUUGCUGGUAAAGUGAAUAGCCAGGUUGCUGAGCAGUUCUUUAGCAAAUUAAAGAAAAAUAAUUACUUUCUAAAUAUGACCCUUCCAUCAACCCACGUCUUCCUCAUGAGAAGUAUCAUCCACCACAACAACAGCCAGAAGAACUUGAGAAGACUAGAGGCCUUCAAAAAGUUAUUUGGGAAAGAAGUGGUGCUGAACAUCAACCACCAGGCUGUUCUUGCUGUUUCAGAGUCCUCUACUCAAUUUGGUGCAACAGACGUUCGCCAAGUGACCAACCUUAGUGGCUCAAAGGCAACAGUGGAUUUGCCAGACUUUGAUGCCCCUGUUACAGGCAUGGAAACCUCUGCAGAUGUGAACAUGGAGGAAGUGGAUGAGGAUAUGAUUGUGGAGGAGGCAGAUGAGUAUUCAGCUCAACCUUGGAUGAAGCCUCAUAAUCUUCUACAAGACAAAUUGCUCAGAUACAUCCUGGACACGGGGCGGCUGGCUGAAGAGGUCAUUGUGAAGGAGGGAGUGAUAUGCCUCUUAAGAGAAGAUUUUUGGACACUUGGUUUGAGAAGGGAAAUGGAGUCUGAUAUUGGAAAUGCCUGCAUGAAACUCAUUUAUGAAGAUGCUCGAGCGCAUGGCAAAGACAUAUAUACUGCUGAUAUGUAUGUUGUUACUACAUGGAAAGACAGUGUAGAUCCCUUAGCUUACUUUCCAGAUGAUGCUGACAUGAAGGAUGCACUUGUGUUCCCUCUAUGGACAAAAGCUGCCGGCCCAGAACAUUAUCUGUUGAGUAUUGCACAUCGUCUUGACCCUGGACAGUGGACAGAAGUCACAGGAUUGGAUAUUGGGGUCUUUCCUCAACAGACCAACAGCAUUGAUUGUGGAGUUUUCAUGCUCAUGUAUGCCCUUUACACUGUGCUGAACACUCCAUUCAAUUUCACUUCGCUUGACAUGCCUGCAAUCAGGGAGUGGUGGUGUCUACGUCUAAUUGAGCGGUUUGAGACAGAGGGGCAUGGGAAAAGGUUCGCCCACUGGACCGAGGAGGCAAGAUGCCUGACUGAAGGGACAUUACGACCACUUUACAGGAGUUUUCCAGGAUUAACACAUGACUUGCCACAACAUGUUGUUGCCGAGAGGAACCGAAAGUUAUCCAACCAGGCUCUGGUGGACUUCAUUGUGGCAAGAGGAACUGAUGACCACAUUCAGUCCAUCAUCAGUGGACAAAAAAAAUCACAGUGGCUUGACACUUUUUCCAAGUGUUCCAUAAAGAAAGUGCCUGUGCCAUUGUUCAUUGAAGAUCAGGAACAAAUUGAUAUUAUCUACACUCACCUGACUUCAAUUCUGAACAGUACACCCACACACACCCACAGUGACCAGAUCAGAUUUAUUAUGGAUGUCCUUUUUCCAGAGUCCAUCAUCUGUGCUCUUGCUGUUGUGGAACAUGUGUCCAUCUUGGAGGCUGAGGAGAAAUUCCUGCGAGGACCUGUCAUUGACGUGAGUGAGCGGGAGCACUUUGACAGCAGGAUAAAAAAACAAUUAAAGAAGAGUGGCAAGCCAUAGGAGAGUCUACAGGAGUCAUGCAGAAUCUACAGGAGUCAUGCUGUUAAGAAAUAAAAGUCAUGGUGUUAAUAAAUUUUUUUGUGAACAACAA
Megalobrama amblycephala (Wuchang bream) is the source of this 3772-nucleotide messenger RNA. RefSeq lists its product as uncharacterized. The record is from RefSeq and is a predicted model, not a curated record. NCBI's taxonomy places the organism in Eukaryota, Metazoa, Chordata, Actinopteri, Cypriniformes, Xenocyprididae. Gene Ontology annotation, biological process: proteolysis. Gene Ontology annotation, molecular function: cysteine-type peptidase activity. The annotation marks the transcript as partial. The transcript is spliced from 22 exons.